This is a messenger RNA of Rotaria sp. Silwood2, 1245 nucleotides long. The record is from the annotation of a GenBank genome assembly. NCBI's taxonomy places the organism in Eukaryota, Metazoa, Rotifera, Eurotatoria, Philodinida, Philodinidae.
AUGCAUCUCAUUCCAUUACAAAAUCAAACGAGCUCUAGAGCAUUAAUGCCUGGCUCACGACGUGGCUUGGUUGCACCUCAAAAUACUUUCCUUGAAUCGAUUGUCCGUAAAUGCAGUGGUGCUCACACCGCGUUCAUAUUAUCCAAUGCUCAAAUCGUUGAGUAUCCAAUUGUUUAUUCAAAUGAUGGAUUUACAAAAAUAUCGGGUUAUUUAAGAACAGAUCUAAUGAAUAAAAGUUCAACAUGUAAUUUUAUGUAUGGUGAACUAACUAGUGCCGAUACACAAACAAAAAUACGUGAUGCAUUAGAGAAUUGUCAUAUUGAACAAGUUGAAGUUCUUUUAUAUAAAAAAAAUAAAACUCCAAUAUGGGUAUUUAUGCAAAUAGCUCCUAUAACAAAUGAACGCGAUACAGUGGUGCUUUAUCUGUGUACAUUUACAGAUAUUACUGCGCUUAAACAACCAAUUGAAACUGAAGAUACGAAAGGUGGUCUCAGUAAGUUUGCACGUAUAGCAAAAUCUGUUACAAGAAAUCGGUCGAUUUUAAUGAAUUUUACUACACCAAAUGCUAAAUCAACACAUAUUGAUUCAACGAAACCAUCCCAAUUACCUAAUUUACUUAAUCUAAGUGCAGAAGUAUUGCCGAGUUAUCGACAAGAAGCACCAAGUACACCACCACAUAUAAUUCUUCAUUAUUGUACAUUUAAAACAGUAUGGGAUUGGGUGAUCCUUUUGUUAACAUUUUAUACAUCAUUAUUAGUACCAUAUCAUGCAGCAUUUCGAAGUAAAUCAUUAGAUGAUGUGCCAUUACUUGUUGUUGAUAGUAUUGUCGAUGUUAUUUUCUUUAUUGACAUUAUAUUAAAUUUUCACACAACUUAUGUACACACAAAAUCUGGAGAAGUUAUAUCUGAUCCAAAACGGAUUCGAAAAACUUAUUUAAAAAGUUGGUUUGUUAUUGAUUUAUUAGCAUGUUUACCAUAUGAUGUAUUUAAUGCAUUUCAAGAAGCUGAAGAAAUUGAUAUAUUUCAGCGAUAUGGAAGUAUAUUUUCAGCAUUAAAAGUUUUACGUUUAUUACGUCUUGGUCGUGUCUUUAGAAAAUUAGACAAUUAUUUAGAAUAUGGUGCAGCCGUGCUUUUAUUAUUGAUUUGUGUUUUUGUACUUGUUGCUCAUUGGUUUGCUUGUGUAUGGUAUACAAUCGGAUUUCGAGAAGGCAGAGGCGGUCCUGGUAAACGAGUAUGUAUCGAUUAA